AAAGCCAGUCCAGUAUGAAACGGACAUCCGCUCCUUAGUCCUGGUAUAUCUCAGAACCUUCUUCCUGCUUCCCCCACAUCCCGGCGGCGGCCACGGCUGAUCGGAGAAGGGGGAAGAAUGCCGUGCUGCCACUGGGUGCUCUCCGUGGCCGAGAGCAGCAGCAACAACAAAACACCGUCAUGGCUCCACCGCCUCCACACCAAGGGCGGCCUCUCCUUCCCCUCCCACCUCCAAAUCGAUGACCUCCUCUACGGCCGAAUCCAGCCGCCCCCUCCCUCUCCUCCUCCGCCUGUCCCCCCUCCGCCGCCGCCGUCCGACCGCGACGCCGCCGCCACCAACCCCCAAGACCCGCCCCCUAACCCCAACUCCACCCCCAAGCCACCCCGCAACCCCGCCCCCCCAAACCCUAGCGAUACCAACAACAACCAUUCGCCGCCGCCGCCGUCGCCGCCGCCCUCGCCGCAGCCGCUCUCCGGCGUCAUCUCCGAAAUUUUCGCCGUCCCCUCGGCCCCGCGAUCCAAUCGCUCCCUCAAGCCCUUCCGCAAGCAGUACCGACCCCGCCCUCGCCCCAACGUCAAGUCCGCCAACAAGGACGACAAAGACAAGGCCAAGGCCAGGAAGCGCCGCCGGGCCGAUAGGGAUGCCGGUGCUGAGCACGGGGAGAGGCGCUCCAGGACGGAGGUCACCGUCAUCGACACCAGCACCGACGGGUGGAAGGCCGCCAAGGUGCUCGUCCGCAGGGGCGCCAACUGGAAGAUCAGCGACAGGAAGCACUCCGAGAUCUCAGAAACUGAGGAUCUCAGCAAGGGCAAGAGGAGGGCCGGCCUUGUUGCCAAGGUACUGAGAGAUAAAAAGAAGGGGAAAGGCGCUGCCUUGCCGGGAAACAUUCAUCCUAGUAGUGGAAUUCUGAUUAAGGUACCGGAUGAUGCUGCCAUUGAAGCACCAAAAAGACCAAGAAGCUGCGAACCAGUACCAAUAGCCCAAAGUGCACCUAUUCUUCAGUUACCAAGUUCAAGUACCUGUAGCCAGCCUUGAAGGUGGCUUUAAAACAGAAAUGAAGGCAUGAAGCCAGGAAUCGCAUAGCAACAUAUUUUCAUUACUUUGGGAUUAACAAAUUUAGCAAACUCAUUAAGUUUGUGUUAUCCUCUUCAUCUGUUGAUGUCUUCAUUGGUCCCUACUAGAUAUAAUGAUUCGCAUCAUUCAUGGUAUCUUAAGUUGGAACCUGCAAUAAUUUCAUGUUCGAAGAUGAACUUUUGCAACUUCGUCUACAUACCGGUGCUAGCUAAUGUGGCAUUAGGUAUGGGUUUGAUCUAUUUUAAUGGAUGGAGUAGAUGAUGUUUAUACCGUUAGCUCAGUUAUUGACUUAUUGUACAAGUUCAGUUGCUACUAUCGGCAAACUGUUGCCUGUAAGUUAUAAAGAAUUGACUGGGGGCAAAAUGUUGUUACUUCUGGUGCGAGUUUA
Messenger RNA from Triticum dicoccoides, 1462 nucleotides. Its product is annotated as circumsporozoite protein-like. The record is from RefSeq and is a predicted model, not a curated record. Lineage: Eukaryota; Viridiplantae; Streptophyta; Magnoliopsida; Poales; Poaceae. The transcript has 3 exons. Bases 118 to 1035 code for a protein of 305 amino acids.